Molecule: messenger RNA, 2989 nt
Organism: Trifolium pratense (red clover)
Lineage: Eukaryota; Viridiplantae; Streptophyta; Magnoliopsida; Fabales; Fabaceae
Exons: 1
Coding region: 266-2545 (759 amino acids)
Source: RefSeq, a predicted model, not a curated record
CCACGCGCGCAAAGUCACCGCGUGAAAAAGUUAACUCUCUCUUCACUCUCAUUCGCUUUGCCAUUUCAGUCUCUCACACACUCUCUCUUUAACAAUGCUUCUAACAUUUCAUCUCUGAACCCAAAAAAAAAAUCACAACAACACAAACAAAAAAAACCUUUGAAAUGUUCUAAAAUGUUCUAAAACCAAACCACCAUGAACUGUGAAAUGAAAUAAAAUAAAACAGAAACGUUAAAGUUAACGGUGUUAGAGUGGUGUGUGUAUAAUGGCAGCUACUACGAAUACAACGGCGUCAAUUGUUGACACUACGAAUUCGUCAGAAGAAGCAACGGCAAAAGCGAUUCAAAAACGUUACGAAGGUUUAGUAACAGUACGAAACAAAGCGAUUAAAGGAAAAGGAGCUUGGUAUUGGUCACACCUUGAACCAUUACUCGUUCAUAACAACGAAACGGGACUUCCAAAAGCCGUUAAGUUACGGUGUUUUCUAUGCGACGCCGUUUUCUCAGCUUCUAACCCUUCAAGAACAGCUUCUGAACAUUUAAAACGCGGAACUUGCCCUAAUUUCAAUUCCGCCGUAAAACCUAUUUCUUCUGUUUCGCCGGAAACUGGUUCCGGUGCUGGUGCUGGUGCUGUUGUUGUUGUUUCUUCACCGCCGCCGUUUUCGUCUUCUUCUGUUCACCGACGUAAGAGAAGCUCACCGCCGUCGCAGCAGUAUGGUGUGGAUCGGUUACAGAUGGUUACGGUUUCGAAUUUGUUGCCGCCGCAGCAACCGCCGCCGCAUUUGAUGUUGUCUGGUGGAAAAGAUGAUUUGGGUGCUUUGGCUAUGUUGGAAGAUAGUGUGAAGAAGCUGAAGAGUCCUAAAACUUCACCUGGUAUUGUUCUUCAUAAGACUCAAGUUGAUAGUGCUAUUGAUUUUUUAGCUGAUUGGGUUUAUGAAUCUUGUGGUUCUGUUUCUUUUUCGAGUUUGGAGCAUCCAAAGUUUAGAGCUUUUCUUACACAAGUUGGUUUGCCACCUGUUUUUCCUAGAGAGUUUGUUGGUAGUAGAUUGGAUUCCAAAUUUGAGGAAGUGAAAUCUGAAUCAGAAGCUAGGAUUAGAGAUGCUAUGUUCUUUCAAAUCGGUUCCGAUGGUUGGAAAAAAACGAAAGAUUAUGAAAAUGAUCAGAGUUUGGUGAAUUUGACUGUGAAUCUUCCAAAUGGGACAAGUUUGUAUAGAAAGGCUGUUUUUGUUAAUGGUUCUGUUCCUUCUAACUAUGCUGAGGAUGUUCUGUGGGAGACAAUUAAUGGAAUUUGUGGGAAUCUAGUUCAGAAUUGUGUUGGGAUAGUUGCUGACAAGUUCAAGUCAAAGGCAUUGAGAAACUUGGAGAUUCAGAAUCAUUGGAUGGUUAAUCUCUCUUGUCAGUAUCAAGGUUUCAAUAGUUUAAUCAAGGAUUUUACUAAAGAGCUUCCUUUGUUUCGAACCAUGACCGAGAGUUGUAUCAAGCUAACAAAUUUUGUCAAUUACACGUCUCCAAUUCGGAAUAGUUUCCACAAGUACCAAUUGCAAGAGUACGGUCACACGUGGUUGCUUCGAGUAAUACCAAUGCGGGAAUUUGAGGAUUUUAACUUUGAACCUGUUUAUGCAAUGAUUGAGGAUACAUUGAGUUCAGUUCGCGCUUUGCAGUUGGUCUUACUCGAUGAAUCAUUCAAGAUGGUAUGCAUGGAAGACAGGAAUGCUAGAGAAGUCGGUGACAUGAUUCGCGCCGUCGGCUUUUGGAAUGAUUUGGAAGCUGUACACAGUUUAGUUAAAUUGGUGAAAGACAUGGCUAAGGAAAUUGAAUCCGAAAAGCCAUUGGUUGGACAAUGCCUUCUCCUUUGGAAUGAGUUGAGAACAAAAGUGAAAGAUUGGUGUUCUAAAUUCAACAUUGCAGAAGGAGCAAUAGAAAAGUUGAUUGAAAGAAGGUUUCGGAAAAACUACCAUCCGGCUUGGGCUGCAGCAUACAUUCUCGACCCUCUUUACCUAAUAAGAGACACAAGUGGAAAAUACCUUCCACCAUUUAAGCACUUAACACCAGAACAAGAGAAAGACGUCGAUAGACUCAUAACAAGGCUUGUUUCAAGAGAUGAAGCACACAUUGUUCUAAUGGAACUCAUGAAAUGGAGAACAGAAGGUCUCGAUCCGGUUUAUGCGCAAGCCGUACAAAUGAAGGAAAGAGAUCCUAUUACUGGGAAGAUGAGGAUUGUUAAUCCACAAAGUAGUAGACUUGUUUGGGAAACUUAUUUAACUGAAUUCAAAUCCUUAGGAAGAGUUGCUGUGAGGUUAAUUUUCCUUCAUGCAACUUCUUGUGGUUUCAAAUGUAGUUGGUCUUUAUGGAAAUGGGUUUGUUCUCAUGGACACUACAAGACUUCAUUGGAUAAAGUUCAGAAGUUGAUUUUUGUUGCAGCUCAUUCUAAAUUGGAAAGAAGGGAUUUUUCAAGUGAUGAAGAUAAGGAUGCAGAAUUAUUCACCUUGGCAAAUGGUGAGGAUGAUGUGUUGAAUGAGGUUCUUGUUGAUAGUUCAUCAGUGUAACAAUUUUUUUAUUCCACUUUUUUUCUUUUGAGUUAAUUUAAUCAGCUCUAGGAAUUUUAAUUUUUUAGGAUUUAUUAUUGAAUUCUUUCCACUACCCUUUUUUCUUUUCUGCCACAUGAUUUGAGCAACUUCCCCUCACCUUUGAUUGUAAAACUAGAGAAAAAAGAAGUGCAUAACCAAUUGGUGAAGGAUGUUGUAGAAAUUCUAUUCUGUUUUUUUUUUUUUUUGUCAAGUAGUUUAGUGGCUAGAAUUUCACAUUUUUAAGGUGAUUAAGUGGGGUAUCAGAGUUUGAAUCUCGGUCUCUGCAUAUUACUUACAAUGUCCCUACCAACUGAACCAUGUUCACUAGGACGAAAUUCUAUUUUGUUCUAUUCCUCUAGCACUUUGAUCAGAUAAAUAAUAUUUGUAAAGGGGAAGUUUUUAUCAGUUCUCCUUUGAUUUUAA